UAUCUGCAUCUGAUCCACGGUGUGCAGAUGUCCACAUCCAUGGAUAUAAAGCAGGUAUCUCGGAGUUGCAGAGCUGUACAUAUCUUUACUUGAUUUUUCAUAACUACACAGUAUUUACUUCAUGUAACCUCCCAUCCCUGGAUGAUGUCACAUUUAAUCAUUACUUUUACAACAAUCUAAUAUUUUGUUGACUUAAUUAUGGCUGCUUUUUAGGUUAUAACAAAAAUGCUUCAAAAGUAGAAAUAACAGCGAGAGUAAAGCGUCAUUUCAGUGCUUCUGUUAGUGUUUUCUUACUUGUCAUUCUUCUGCUUCGCAUUCCUUGGACAAUCUGCCCUCUGCUUUGCUGGCAGCCAAAGAAGCAAAGCUAAGGAGCCAUAUGAAAAAUUAAGACUGUCCCAUUCCACUCUUUAAACCAAUAUUUACCAAUCAGUGCAAAUUUAUUUAGCACUUUAAAUUGAAGCCUUUAAUGUAAAUGGCCUUCAGGUAAUGGAUAUAUUCGGAAACGUAUCAUACAGCAGUUUUGUAUAGUGAGUAAAAUAUACACAGUACAACUUUGUCUUAAAUGUGUAAUGCCUAAAAAUGUGGAAAUAUCUAGAAACUAUUGAGAUUUAAGUUGAAGAGGAGCCUUGGAGAGCUGGAAAAACGGCUGUUUUCAAGUACUAUAUGCUAAUUGGGUGAAUAAAAGUAAUUUCUGCUUUCUAUCCUGUUUUUAGCUUAACUCUAUAUUAAAUCACUUUAAAUGUUUAUACUUGAAAACCUUAGUUUUUGCACAACCUCUCAAAAUAGAAAUUUAUUUGUCUGAAACAUGCAGUAAAAUAAUUAUUUUAUUUCUCCAGGGAAUGGCUUUACCUGUUGUCUCAUGAAAUGUUGAAUCCAUAUUACGGCCUCUUCCAGUACUCACGAGAUGAUAUCUAUACGCUGCAAAUCAAUCCAGACUCUGCAGUUAAUCCGGAACACUUAUCCUAUUUCCAUUUUGUUGGACGGAUUAUGGGGAUGGCUGUGUUUCAUGGACAUUAUAUUGAUGGGGGCUUCACAUUGCCUUUCUAUAAGCAAUUGCUAGGAAAGCCAAUUACUCUUGAUGACAUGGAAUUGGUUGACCCAGAUCUUCACAACAGCUUAGUUUGGAUACUAGAAAAUGAUAUUACAGGUGUCUUGGAUCAUACGUUCUGUGUGGAACACAAUGCUUAUGGAGAAAUUAUUCAACAUGAACUGAAACCCAAUGGGAAAAGCAUCCCUGUCACAGAGGAAAAUAAAAAAGAAUAUGUCAGGCUUUAUGUAAACUGGCGUUUUUUACGAGGCAUUGAAGCUCAGUUUCUAGCACUGCAGAAGGGAUUUAAUGAAGUAAUCCCACAACAUCUGCUGAAGACAUUUGAUGAGAAGGAGCUAGAGCUCAUCAUUUGUGGACUUGGAAAGAUUGAUGUUAAUGACUGGAAGGCAAAUACUAGGUUAAAACACUGUACCCCAGACAGCAAUAUUGUGAAAUGGUUCUGGAAAGCUGUGGAGUUCUUUGAUGAAGAGAGGAGAGCACGAUUGCUCCAGUUUGUAACCGGCUCAUCCAGAGUGCCUCUUCAGGGUUUUAAAGCGUUACAAGUUACAAGAUAGCAGUUUGGGGGUGAUAUCGUGUAUUAGUGCUAGAGAAUUCAUCUUUACUGGAUUUGCAGGUGCUGCGGGGCCCAGGCUAUUUACAAUACACCAGAUCGAUGCCAGCACUAAUAACUUGCCGAAAGC
Molecule: messenger RNA, 1728 nt
Organism: Pelodiscus sinensis (Chinese soft-shelled turtle)
Lineage: Eukaryota; Metazoa; Chordata; Testudines; Trionychidae
Source: RefSeq, a predicted model, not a curated record